Phalaenopsis equestris is the source of this 1721-nucleotide messenger RNA. Its product is annotated as protein trichome birefringence-like 42. The transcript has 5 exons. Gene Ontology annotation, cellular component: Golgi apparatus. The record is from RefSeq and is a predicted model, not a curated record. Gene Ontology annotation, molecular function: O-acetyltransferase activity. Lineage: Eukaryota; Viridiplantae; Streptophyta; Magnoliopsida; Asparagales; Orchidaceae. Bases 186 to 1517 code for a protein of 443 amino acids.
AUCUAACUAAGCGCAGAGCAAGAAUUAAAAUAUCCUGUAAUCCUUCAAAUCCACUCAAGCUCCAAACUUUUAUAAGAAAUAGCGCCAAUCUCAAGUUCCAUAUUCGCCAUUACCUAACCUCACUCCUUCCUCCGUCAAAAAGUUGAAAAAAAAAAUCCCAUCUUGGGAAGAAGGCCACAUCAUUCAUGGAAUCCUCCAGCAAGCCCCCACUGAACUUGAAAUGGCUCUUCUGCUUGCUCUGCGGCUUCAUUGGCAUCUUCUUCCUGUCUUCAUAUCUAAGCAAGAACUACACCCCUUCUUCAACUUCCGUCGAAUCCCUUCAAGCUCUCAGCUUCUAUAAUCUAAACCUCAGUCCCAACUCCAACCACUCAGCAGAAGCUCCAUGCCCUGCAGCCUACAGUAUUAUCGCCCCUACUUCUCCUCCUCCUGCUCUGGCGCCCGUCAUUGCUCCUUCUCCACAACCUAACGCUGCACCUGAAGCCCUGCUUCAGAAACAGACCUGCAACUUAUUGGAAGGAAGAUGGGUUUAUGAUCCCAAGGAAUAUCCUCUUUACACAGAGAGGCAGUGCCCCUUUCUGAGCCAGCAGGUCAAUUGUCAGAAAAAUGGGAGGCCGGACUCUGACUAUAUGCACUGGAAAUGGGAGCCGCAAGGCUGUGACAUCCCAAGGUUUAAUGGAAUUGAAAUGCUGCUGUGGUUGAGGGGUAAGCGCAUGGUUAUUGUAGGAGAUUCGUUGAAUAGGAAUCAAUGGGAGUCGCUCGCCUGUCUUCUCUAUUCUUCUGUUCAUCCUUCGCGCACCGUAAUCAAGCUGCGAGAUUCUCAUAAGCUGUUUCGAGCCAUUGAUUAUGAUUGUUCGGUGGAGUUCUACUGGAGUCCAUUUCUGGUGCGAGUGGACGAGAACAAAGAGGGGGAUAAAAUUCUCAAGCUGGAUAAGAUGCCGGAAGAGUCUCGUUUGUGGCGGAGCGCCGCCGUGCUUGUCUUCAACACCGGCCACUGGUGGACACACAGUGGCAGAAUGAGAAGUUGGAAAUACUACGAGUGGAGAGGGGAGCUGGUGGGGGAGAUGGAGCGGGACUCCGCAUACGGGAUAGCUAUGAGGACGUGGGCUGAUUGGGUGGAUCGCCAUGUGAACCCCAACAAGACUGCAGUCUUCUUCCGCAGCAUAUCUCCGGAACACAAGAGUGCAAACCUCCAUUGGUGCUACAACAAGACGGAUCCAAUCGGAUAUGAGAGAUACGUACAGACAUAUCCGAGAUCCAUGGUAUCCAUAGUGGAGAGAACCAUACGGGAGAUGAGAACGCCGGUGAGGUAUCUGAACAUUACCGGCCUGUCGGAGCGGAGGAGAGAUGGCCACACGUCCGUGUAUACUACAAGGCAGGGAAAGCUACUCACCGGGGAUGAGAGGAAUCGUCCGGACACGCAUGCUGAUUGCAGCCAUUGGUGCCUGCCAGGAAUUCCGGAUACCUGGAACGUCCUGCUUUGCGCCUACAUUGUAAGAUCCCCUAUUGUUCCGUUUUAGUUCAGUAUUUACUUCGGCUAUGAAGCCGACUCCAUAGCUCCAUUUUUUCUAGGAUGACUGAUGACUUUUUUUUUUUCCCCCUAAAUGGGACUCUAGUUUAAUUUCGUUGGGGUGAACUCAAGGAAUGUAUUAAGCAUCAGGGCAUUAUUAUUAUUAUUUUAUUAUUAUCUGGAAGAUUUACAGUCAUGCCACUCAAUUCUUAUG